Messenger RNA from Fonsecaea nubica, 873 nucleotides. Its product is annotated as dihydroorotase, homodimeric type. The record is from RefSeq and is a predicted model, not a curated record. Gene Ontology annotation, cellular component: cytoplasm. The transcript is spliced from 6 exons. Bases 1 to 873 code for a protein of 290 amino acids. Gene Ontology annotation, molecular function: dihydroorotase activity. Gene Ontology annotation, biological process: 'de novo' pyrimidine nucleobase biosynthetic process; pyrimidine nucleotide biosynthetic process. Lineage: Eukaryota; Fungi; Ascomycota; Eurotiomycetes; Chaetothyriales; Herpotrichiellaceae.
AUGAGACUUCGAGAUGUCCAGCGUCUAGAACUGCCACCCACGGCAGACAUGCACGUCCAUCUCCGGCAGGGCAAAGUCAUGCAAUUGGUGGCUCGGCAGGUUUUGAACGGAGGCGUCGACACCGUCUUUGUCAUGCCCAAUCUCCAACCGCCCAUCACUACCGUCGCCCAAGCUCUGGAGUAUCAAUCUGCUCUCCGGUCCAUCGAACCUCGAGUCCAGUAUCUCAUGUCCCUCUACCUCCAUCCCUCCAUCACCCCCCAAGUGAUCGCCGAGGCCGCAGCAGCGGGCAUUACUGGAGUCAAGAUGUAUCCUCAAGGCGUCACCACAAACUCCGAGUCCGGCGUACCGGCGGAUUUUCUCAGCGCCUAUUCCCCCGUCUUCGCCGCCAUGCAGGAACACGACCUCGUGCUCAACCUGCACGGCGAGUGGCCGGGCCCUCUCCCCAACGACGACAUCACCCUCGAAGAAGCCUUCCUGCCGGAACUGAAGAAGCUUCACGAGAGGUUCCCACGGCUCCGAUGUGUCCUCGAGUGGCAGCGACUCCGCCCCCACGCCCUCUCCUCCAAAACGCAAGCGAAGCCCGUCCCCGCCGGCGUCUUCACCCAACCCUUCGCCACACAACUCGUCCUCCUCGCCUUCGAGGAGGCCAUCGCCCGCGGCGUCCUGUCCGACGACCAAGUCACGCAGGACAACCUCGAGGGGUUCCUCAGCCGCUCCGCCCGGCGGUUUUACAAGGUGCCCGAUCCCUCGGGAGUAAUUGUGCUGGAGAGGAAAGGCGAGAGGGUUCCGACGAGUAUCAAGACCGAAGGGGGAGAUGUCGAGAUCGGUCUGUCAAAGGCGGGGGCGGAGGUGUUUAGUCUCUCGUGGAAGUGA